Fusarium oxysporum Fo47 is the source of this 1683-nucleotide messenger RNA. RefSeq names its product heterokaryon incompatibility protein-domain-containing protein. NCBI's taxonomy places the organism in Eukaryota, Fungi, Ascomycota, Sordariomycetes, Hypocreales, Nectriaceae. The transcript has a single exon. The record is from RefSeq and is a predicted model, not a curated record. The coding region runs from base 1 to 1683 and encodes 560 amino acids.
AUGUGUAACGGCACGAGUCACACUAUGGUUAUCUCUGGUAGUCUGCACAUCGCGUUACGAGAGCUCCGUCGAAACAAUACCAGCAGAGUGAUAUGGGCCGAUGCCAUCUGUAUCAACCAGGAGGACGCCAAAGAGAGAGGCCAGCAGGUAGCGCUGAUGGGACAGAUAUUCAGUGGCGCCUGGCAGGUGGUUGUAUGGCUUGGUGAGGAGAGUGACCGCUGUAUGUGUGGAAAGACGAUCCUUGAGACAUCUCUUUCUUCGGUCUCAAAAGCCUUUUCAGGAAUAUGCUCAGUCGUCAACGAUUGGCUCGCUCAGGCCGGUCAAGAGACCCUCGAAGCAAGUUACUCGGAGAUUUCAAAAGAUGGCCAAUCUACCAUGCAUCUCGCCAACACCGACGAUGGUGAAGACAGCCGCUCUGCCAUGAUGCAGCUUUUCAGACGGCGUUGGUUCUCUCGUAUUUGGGUCUUGCAAGAAGCUGUCCUAGCCAGGCAUGCACUUGUUCAAGUCGGCUUGUACCAGAUCUCGUGGGAGUGGGUUGGGCUCGCAGCAGCUAUAGUGGUUCAUAAGCCGGAGUUGUCACCCAGUGGCUAUGGGCGAGACAUGAUCCCUACCGGAGCGAUGAACAGUUACCUCAUGUAUCGACUAUCGAUUUCACAGAAAUGUUUCACGCGACUAGAAUUCUCGUUCGCACAAUUACUCCAAGUUUCUCGACAUUUCCAGAGCAAAGAGCCUAAGGACAAGAUCUAUGGGCUUUUGGGUAUCGAAACAACAGACUCUGUUGGCAAACAGAUCGUCCCAGACUACCGGGAGGUAACUACUUCAGAGAAGGUCUUCGAGGAUAUUGCAAGACUCAUGCUUGAGUCGGCGUCCCCAUUGACGCUUCUUUCGGGAGCUGGGACAUUUGGAGACUUUGAUAGCUCAGGGCCAUCGUGGGUGCCAAGCUGGCAUAAGCGCCGGCCAUGGACAAUAUUACCGACCAAGCAAAGUCCAGCCUUCCAAUGCGCAUCUGCUGCUCGAAUGGAACUGAAUCCCGACGAUAAGGCAGGGGAGCUGGUCCUCAAAGGCGUGAUCAUCGAUCACAUCUCCUCUACGCAAGAACAUCGUGAUUAUUGGGGCAUCUUUGAUCAAAACGACAAAAGUCGCGAGAAUCUUCUGAGUCAACCAAGAUGGAGCAAAGAAGCGUGGGGAAAAUGUGCCCUGACUUUAACAUGUGGCGGCGAGGGGAGGGCAUAUCCCGUUGAUGACGAGGCUGUGCAUCUUGCUGAUCUGGCUGCUCUGUUACUUUCAAGAAGUGCCCACUGGAUCGUCAGAGAUCUUAUCGCACUGCGAGAUGUUAUCGAGCCAGAAGGCGAUGAUAUGACACAAUCCGAGUAUCUCAAUACGAUCGUUGAAGGCGGGAACUCUCGUCGAUAUAUCAGCGCCGUGGAACCUGUUCGCGAUCCUUAUAGGUUGUUUAAGACGGCGUCGAAAGACUUUGGGGUUGGGCCCGUUGAUAUGAAGAUUGGCGAUAAGCUUUGUGUAUUGUUUGGUGCGGAAGUUCCGUUUGUGUUGAGGCCGAACGGGGAUGGAUACGAGGUGAUUGGGGAGUGCUAUGUCUAUGAUUUGAUGCAUGGCGAGGUUCUCGAGAAACUAGCUGCUAAUCCUGGUGGGCAGUUAGAGCCCGAAUGGAUCAAACUCAUCUAG